GGCACGGCGGCGGGCGCUGCCGCGGAGCGGCCGGCGGGCAGGAUAUUAAAAAAAAAAAUUGCAUGGAUCAAAAUAAGGCUCUCUUGUGACCUCCUCACCUCAAGGGCCUACAUUGUACAGAACCAACUCCAGUUUCCAGCCAGCUGCGUAUAGCACUGAAGGAAAAUGAACAUACUGAGCAGGCACCACUCUUCGUGCUUUCUGCCUACCAUACGCCUUGUCAUCUUACUAGCAGCUCUGACAACUGCUGAGGAUGUGACUAAUAGCACUUUCAACCGCACUGGCACAAACACAGGAUCUGUGCCUGUGGUCAUCUCCCACAUCGACCACAUCAUAGUCAAGGAGGGGUGUAGCGCCUUGAUUGACUGCAGUGUCCAAGGUAGCCCUAGUCCACGUUACAGAUGGUACAAUUCCAACGGCCGCCUGCUUCAAGAGGAAGAGAAUAAAGCAGGAAAAUGGUGGUUUCUUGACAAUGGGCUCCUAAACAUUACCAGCGUGUCUUUUGAAGACAGAGGUAAAUACACGUGUGUUGCAUCUAAUAUGCACGGCAGUGUUAACAAUACUGUGACUCUGAGGGUCAUCUUUACUUCUGGAGAUAUGGGUAUCUACUACAUGAUUGUCUGCCUUGUAGCUUUCACCAUUGUUAUGAUACUGAACAUUACGCGGCUGUGCAUGAUGAGCAGUCACCUGAAGAAAACGGAGAAAGCAAUCAACGAAUUCUUCAGAACAGAAGGAGCAGAGAAACUCCAGAAAGCCUUUGAGAUUGCAAAACGUAUCCCAAUUAUCACUUCAGCCAAAACGCUCGAGCUUGCCAAAGUAACACAGUUCAAGACCAUGGAAUUUGCUCGCUAUAUCGAAGAGCUUGCUCGGAGUGUGCCUUUGCCACCUCUCAUCAUGAACUGCAGGACUAUAAUGGAAGAAAUUAUGGAGGUUGUCGGUCUGGAGGAGCAAGGACAGAAUUUUGUACGGCAGACAGCAGAAGGCCAGGAAACCGCUGAAACAGACGAGCUCUACACGAUCCCGAAUGCUUUGAAGCGCAGUGACUCUCCCACAGCUGACUCUGAUGCAUCUUCACUGCAUGAGCCACCGCAACAGAUUGCAAUAAAAGUGUCGGUUCACCCGCUGUCCAAAAAGGACUGCAUGGACGGUCAGUCACAGGAAAGCGUGCAGUUGGACACCAAGGAAGAAGACCUUCCUCAAACACCAGCACUUCCAGCAGAGCCCGCUCCUGAGCCUUCUGCCGAACUGAGUUCUGAUGACACAGCAUUGGCAAAUGACACGUGUGUUAUAUAUGAAAGCCAUGUAUGAUAGUUACUCCUGAAUCUAUGCAUAGCAGGAAAAUCAGGUGGAGCUCUUUUAAAAAUACAUAUUGUACUUGCCGCUAAGCCUUACCAGGAGACUAUCAUAGCAAAGCAUGUAUGUGGAUUAUUGGCACUUUCUUCUCAGUUUGACUUUAAUUUAUCAUGAUGUAUAGCAGAGUAAUUGCUAAUACAUUAAUACUAUUUGCUCUUUUGGAUUAGGAGUAUUUCCAAGAAACAUUUACCUCAGCGUUUUCUAGGCUGGAGUCACCUGUAGUGGCCACCUGGAAGUCACUGGUAGUAUUUGAUGUAGGACAUCGAACUUACUGAACACAAAACAGGUUUUCAUUUUCUUCCUUCACAGUCAUUAUUUUCCAUUAUUUUGCAAAUACUGUCUGGUGAAUUUGAAUUAUUGCCCAAGAGGCAGCGCUCCCAUAGCCAAAUAAAGUCCUAAUAGAUUACUUUUACAAA
Messenger RNA from Lagopus leucura (white-tailed ptarmigan), 1769 nucleotides. RefSeq names its product microfibril associated protein 3 like (gene MFAP3L). Lineage: Eukaryota; Metazoa; Chordata; Aves; Galliformes; Phasianidae. The coding region runs from base 166 to 1308 and encodes 380 amino acids. The transcript is spliced from 3 exons. The record is from RefSeq and is a predicted model, not a curated record.